This is a messenger RNA of Colius striatus (speckled mousebird), 906 nucleotides long. RefSeq lists its product as uncharacterized. NCBI's taxonomy places the organism in Eukaryota, Metazoa, Chordata, Aves, Coliiformes, Coliidae. Bases 1 to 906 code for a protein of 301 amino acids. Gene Ontology annotation, cellular component: plasma membrane. The record is from RefSeq and is a predicted model, not a curated record. The transcript is spliced from 5 exons.
AUGAGGGGACAAAGGUUUGGGAAGUGCAUCACCCUUUGCCUGCUGCCUUGGUGCUGCCUGAGCUUUGCCUUGAGUGAUGCUGCUAGCCCUGGGACCGCCUCACCUGGGGUAGGACACGUCAGAAAGAGACUGCCCAGAGACAAUGACAACGGGACCUACAUGCACAGCAACACCUCAGCGUCGUGCAUGGCUCUGCCCCCGCCACGCUAUGGAUACUACUAUGUGGACAGAGGCUCGGGCAUCUCCUUGGGCUCAGUGCUCGUGUACUGGUGCCAGGAGGGAUAUCAGCUGGUGGGCAGCGAGAGGCUCUCCUGUCUCCGCCAUGACAGUGCAUCAUCCUGGAGCCACCCCCCACCCCAGUGCCAGGCCCCAUCGCAGCCUUCAGGCUCUGGCUCCCGAGCUGCGGUGGCUGCCUCUCUGCUGAGCGGAGCCGUUAUCCUGGUACUCUCCAUCUCCUUCGCCGUCUGCUGCUGGCGGGACAGGGCGAGGAGGAGUAGCGGGGGGCAGCAGCAUAGGAGGAAAGUCAGAGGAGGAUGGAAAUGUGACCCCUCCGCCCCUGAGAGGGGGAGGAACGCCUUUGGGAGGCUGAAACACUAUCACCGGCGGGAUUACCACCUCUCAGCCCUCUCCAGCUCUGUGUUCCCAGGGGCCUUUUCAGGCUGCAAUAACCUGUCUUUCCAAAGGAGUCCUGAGAACCUGCCCAAGCCACCCCUGCAGAGCUGGCACCCCGAGGCCCAGGCCCUGCCCCAGCUGGUGUUGCAGCCUGGCGUGCCACCAAGCAGGUCCCACCACAUCCCGCUGCCCACCAGGCCCGGCCGUGGCCACCGCCCCACAGACUGCCCUCCCCUCGCCUACACCAUCUACGAGGAACAGCAGCUCUUCAGCAAGUUCGGGAGGCCAGUUUGA